AAUCCAGUCUCCGCGAUGAGAAGAAGUCAUAGUUGGAAAAUUUGUUUGAAGGUCUUUAUUCUUGAAGAAGUAGAACUGGCUCUACAGGAGCUCCUCUCGUCGCAUGAAGAUGAAAACGACCUGAUAUGGAGGUUCCAAUUAGGGAAUGGGAAAAAAUCUGUUUCCAGACCACUACUCAGCUUUAGCCAUUUAUUUACGCACGGUGAUGUCUCUCUGUAUCCCGGAUGAAUAUCUUUCUGUGCAAGUGUCUAGGCUGUUGAAAAACGAAUUCAUUGCGAAGAUGAACUUCUGUGUGUGCCUUUCUAGAAUCGCUACAGUGAAAGAACAUUACAUUAUCUCGCAACAU
Molecule: messenger RNA, 346 nt
Organism: Amoebophrya sp. A120
Lineage: Eukaryota; Dinophyceae; Syndiniales; Amoebophryaceae
Source: the annotation of a GenBank genome assembly